Messenger RNA from Mixia osmundae IAM 14324, 1303 nucleotides. RefSeq lists its product as uncharacterized. Gene Ontology annotation, molecular function: 3-methyl-2-oxobutanoate hydroxymethyltransferase activity; magnesium ion binding. Gene Ontology annotation, biological process: pantothenate biosynthetic process. Gene Ontology annotation, cellular component: mitochondrion. The coding region runs from base 42 to 1241 and encodes 399 amino acids. The transcript is spliced from 2 exons. Lineage: Eukaryota; Fungi; Basidiomycota; Mixiomycetes; Mixiales; Mixiaceae. The record is from RefSeq and is a predicted model, not a curated record.
GCACAUUCACACGAGCGAAAAGUCGAGCAGUCAGUGAGGCAAUGUCCACUUCGAGGCAGGCGGCACAGCGUUUGCUCAGACAGGCGAUCUCCGCAGAGGCAAAGACUCGUACCUCUGUCGGUGUCUUGCACGCCAAUGCUUGUCGGCCGAAUUUGCCGGGGUCAGAGCCGGUAGCAAGCUCGAGUCAUAGCCAGACGAGGCGCUACAGCUUGCUCGCCAAGCCGGCCGGUAGCGACAGCACACAUCGAGCAGCAUGCACGUGCGCGGAGCAGAAGCGUUUCAGCAGUCGACCGGCAGAGGCACCACCGAGUCAUAGCGCGCCCACAAAGCGCAAAGUGACUCUUCUCGAUAUCGCCAAAGCCAAAGAACGCGAAGAGCCCAUCACAGUCAUCACAGCGCACGAUUAUGCCUCUGCGAGCUGGGCAGAGCGCUCACAGGCCGUCGACAUCACGCUCGUCGGCGACUCGCUCGCCAUGGUCGCCUGUGGCUAUCAAUCGACGACGGAGAUCACUCUCGACGAGUUCUUGUACCAUUGUCGCGCCGUCGCACGAGGUACAAAGUCGAGCCUGCUCGUUGCGGAUAUGCCAUUUGGCACCUAUCACGAGUCAGACGACAUAGCCGUCAAGAAUGCGGUCAGAAUCAUACAAGAAGGUCAUAUGGAUGCUGUUAAGAUCGAAGGCGGCGCAGAAGUAGCAGAUCUCGUUCGAAGAUUGACAAACUAUGGCAUCCCCGUCAUGUGUCAUAUCGGUUUGACACCACAACGUCAGUCCGCCCUGGGAGGCUAUCGCGUGCAGGGCAAGACUUCGCAAUCGGCGAUGAAGAUAUACACAGACGCGAAACGCUUAGAAUGGGCCGGCGCCUUUGCAGUCGUUCUCGAAGCCAUCCCAUCGCAGCUUGCUAGCUAUGUGACGCAGAAGCUAGACGCGAUGGCAACGAUUGGCAUAGGUGCUGGCUCUGGCUGUUCCGGUCAGGUUCUCGUCCAGCUGGACAUGCUGGGCGGCUUUGACCGCUUCGUACCACGCUUUGCGAAGCAGUAUCUCAAUGUCGCAGAGCUCGCCUCUUCGGCCAUCAAGACUUACAGCCAAGAGAUCAAGACGCGAAAGUUUCCAAUCGAAGGUACCCAUACCUAUCCGAUGAAGCUCUCGGAGUGGGAAGAAUUCCUUGAUCAUGCCAUUAGCUUUGACGAGGAGCUCGAAGCAAUGGACGAGAAGAUCAAAGAGCAAGCCUCAAAGAUGGUAUGAGCGAGCACAACCGUAUAGAACCUGCGUGCAUAUGCAUACUGGGACAACACGAUCCAAAAUAU